AUGGCGUCUUUUGACCAGGCCCCUGACGAACUCAUCGUCCAAAUCCUCUAUCUCAUACCCUCCACCGACCUCAUCGCCUCCGUGCAACGCCUCUCUCGCCGCUUCUAUCAUCUCUGCCAAGAGCCGAAGCUCUGGCUCGCACGAUGCCGCUCGGACUUUGGGCACUGGGCCGGACCGUCCCGUGCCCGUCUGGCCCGCGCAGGGCGAGCCAAUCGCGGACCUUGGAAGCAGAUGUGGCUGGAUCGCCGGCGUGGGGAUGCCAGCACAGCUCGGCACUUUGAGCAUGUAUUGGCGUCCAAGGUGAACCGCGUGCGCCACCUCGAGGCCAUCUGCCGGCGCGGCCUCAACGCCAAGGACUUUUUGCUGCAGCAGUACCACCUGGCCGACGAUGCGGCCGACGACGUCCUUGCUCGACGGUACUACGCCAACACGGCACUUGCCAGUAUCCAUCGGGGGCUGGCCAUUGAGGAGUGGUGCAAGGUGCUGUGCGAGUCUAACGGGUUCCACCGGCUGGACCGUGCCCUGGGCGCCUUCGACAUGUUUGUGUUGCACGACGCCGACGAGGACAUGGACCGCAUCGAGGAGCUGCUUGACCAGCUGGCCGACGAGUUCCGCCGCGACCACCGGCACCCGAGCGUCGACAGCAUGACAGUGCGCGAAAAGGCACAUGCGCUUGUGCGCUGGAUCCGCAUGCGCAACCUGGCCGGCAUGGCCGAUCCCAGUCUCAACUACCGCAACAUGCGCAACUGCCUGAUCGGCCAGGCGCUGACCGACCCGGAGCACCCGUCGCUGCCCAUUAUCUCGAGCGCCAUCUUUGCCAGCAUCGGCGAGCGCAUUGGCCUGCGUGCCUUUUGCUGCGCCGUGCCUGGCCACGUCCAUGCCACCGUCUUGGGCAACCCUGGCGAAUCGGUCGACGGCACGCCGUUGGCUUCCGAUCCACAGCAGCCACAACGACCAGGGCCUCCCACCGUCUCCCGUGUGACGCUUCGGGAACGAACAAUGGUGGAAGACGGGACGGAAGAAGACGGGAUGGGCGGCGAUGGUCCUGGGCAAGGCGAGCGUGAAGGGUACAACGGAUCGUCGUCCUCAUCCACCCCGUCUUAUGCAGUGUCGCCCAUUGCGAUUGCUGCCGCAGCCACGCCCCAAGUGCCCACCAUGACUUACCAGAUGCUGCAGCUGUGGCCAAUGGCGCCUAACGAUCCGCGUCCGUUCACAGAGGUGGUUCGGAAUCCGGCAUCGUUGCCGGAUAACGGGGAGCGCAUGUUUCUCGAUCCAUACAACAACGACCAGGAAAUGUCACUAGGGUCUUUGCGGCAGAGCAUUGCCGAGGUCGACUGGGGCAUCGUCGAAAACCGUGAUGUGCACUUGUUGCCAAUGCCGACAUCGGCAAUCGUGUUGCGCGUGGCGCUCAACAUGGAGGCCAGCUGGUCGCACGCAAACCAAGUGUCCAAUGUGCCCCAACUGAGCGCCGACGCACGUCGACUCCGUCGUGGUGACCCCGAUAUGAACCUUGAGUCCUUGCUGUACGCGACCAUCUGGGCCACGGCGCUGAUGCGACCACUUGACAGCCCCGGCUGGGACCGCUACCUCGACAGCUUGCUGGCGCGCUUUGCUCACUUCUACAGCGAGGAUGUCUGGAUCAUUGCCAAGUUCUUGCUGCCGCUCUACGACCGGUACGUGGAAUUGUCCGGCGGCAUCGGUACCGUCGGCGGUCUUCUCUCUCGUCUCGCGGCGGGCCGAUUUGGUGAUGACAAUAACAACAACGGUGGCAACGCAGAUGACAAUCUUCCACCACCACGGCAUCAAAACGGGCCGCCACCGGCCGUCAACAACCACGCCAAUGGCCAGCAGGAGCAGCAGCAGCAGCGCCUGCGUGGGUGGACGGACCCGCGUGUCAUGAUAAAGAUGGUCUACAACCUCGACCAGCGCCAGCCGCUCGUCAGCCGCCGCUACACGCAGGACAUUUGCGAAAAGGUGCUUUUCCGCAUCGGCCAGGUCUUCCGCCACCGCCGUUUUGGCUACAUUGGCAUUAUAAACGGCUGGUCACCCGACGACCCAACCUCCCUGCCGUCGCCCAACAACAUGUCCAUGGCCGAGACGACCACACCCAGCGACGCAGAAGACAGCGGUGGCAGUGGACGCGGUACGCCCGUGCCGUUUCCAAACGGUGGUGGACCACUCGCUGACACGGCUGCUGCUACCGCAGCAGCGCCGAGGCGGCGUAAAAAGUCAGCGUUCUACACGUGCCUGCGGACAGGCGUCGAGCGGCAAGUGGUGGCGCAGCGCAACAUUGAGAUUGUCACGGACCCGGACCUGGUUCCGGAGGCGCUCAUGUUUUUGGCAGGCAAGCACUUUAAGCGCUUCGACAGGAGCACUUGCACGUUCGUAUCCAACCUAAGGGAGUUUUACCCUGACGACUGA
Sporothrix brasiliensis 5110 is the source of this 2421-nucleotide messenger RNA. Its product is annotated as f-box domain containing protein. The coding region runs from base 1 to 2421 and encodes 806 amino acids. NCBI's taxonomy places the organism in Eukaryota, Fungi, Ascomycota, Sordariomycetes, Ophiostomatales, Ophiostomataceae. The record is from RefSeq and is a predicted model, not a curated record. Gene Ontology annotation, molecular function: DNA binding; protein binding. The transcript has a single exon.